This is a messenger RNA of Gekko japonicus, 1399 nucleotides long. RefSeq names its product RUN domain containing 3A (gene RUNDC3A). Bases 1 to 1269 code for a protein of 422 amino acids. NCBI's taxonomy places the organism in Eukaryota, Metazoa, Chordata, Lepidosauria, Squamata, Gekkonidae. The record is from RefSeq and is a predicted model, not a curated record. Gene Ontology annotation, cellular component: cytosol. The transcript has 11 exons.
AUGAUUACAGAUGUUUCGGCAGGGCAGGAUGUAUACAUUCAAUUCUCUGUGAAGACCUUGCUGGAAAAAUAUACCACAGAGCCCAUCGAUGACUCGUCAGAGGAGUUUGUGAAUUUCGCCGCCAUCUUGGAACACAUUCUCAGCCAUCGUUUCAAAGGGGACCACGGUCCUGUCAGCUGGUUCAGCUCCGAUGGGCAACGUGGCUUCUGGGAUUAUAUCCGCUUGGCCUGUAGCAAGGUCCCAAAUAACUGUGUCAGUAGCAUUGAAAACAUGGAGAACAUCAGCACCUCCAGAGCCAAGGGGCGCGCAUGGAUCCGUGUGGCUCUAAUGGAGAAGCGCAUGUCCGAGUACAUUGCCACAGCACUGCGGGACACCAGAACCACCAGAAGAUUCUACGACGACGGGGCAAUUAUGCUAAGAGAAGAAUCCACAGUCCUCACAGGGAUGCUGAUUGGCCUCAGUGCCAUCGACUUCAGUUUCUGCUUGAAAGGCGAAAUCAUGGAUGGCAAGACACCCGUGGUCAUUGACUAUACUCCGUACCUGAAGUUUACACAGAGCUACGAUUACUUCAGUGAAGAGGAGGAACGGCACAGCUUGGAGAGCAGCACCAGCGAAGACAGCUCCCCCGAACACCCCUACGUGCCCCUGAUGGCCGUGGAAGACAGCUGGUACAACAAGUGGCGGAAAAUGGAGCAGAAGUUCCGCAUUGUGUAUGCGCAAAAGGGCUACCUAGAGGAGCUCGUUCGGCUCAGAGAGUCCCAGCUGAAGGACCUGGAGGCGGAGAACAAGCGACUGCAGUUGAGGCUGGAGGAGGUGAAGGUGCAGAACCAGCUUGAGAAACGAGAGCUGGAGGGCGUCAUCCUGGAACUGCAAGAGCAGCUGACGGGCCUGAUCCCCUCCGACAACAGCCAGUUUACCCAACUCUCCAAGGAAUUGGCUGCGCCCUUGGUGAACCAGUGGCCCUCCCUGGGCACCCUGAACGGCAACGAAGGUCGCUUGGAAGCCAAAAUGUACAGAAGGCACAGCUUCAUGAGCACCGACCAGCUCUCCGCAGAGAUCAGCCUGAGCUCCGAUUCGCAACGACUGGGCGAGGGGAAGCGCGAAGGAGAGCCCUGGGGACCCCUGGGGAAGGACCCGACUCCGUCGAUGCUGGGCCUCUGCGGCUCCCUGGCCUCCCUGCCCAGCUGCAAGUCCUUGGCCAGCCUCAAGUCCAACGAAUGCCUGGUGAGCGACAGCCUCGAACCCAGCCCCGCGCACAGCCCCAGCUGAGAUGCCCGGGAUGCUGCGGUCUGACCAACCAUGCAAGACACCCAAGGGGGAGCAGAGGUCGCUGGCAGGCAGAACGGACAACUGACCAUCCCUUUCACUCGAGGGCUGAAGUUGGGGGGAAGGGGGCACA